GCGAUCCUGCAAGGAAUAUUUAAGAUUUCCAAGAUCAGCACCGUUGUUCAGCCAAGUAAUCUUCACACCUUUGCCCAGGUUGGGAUACCUAUCGGGCGGGGUAUGCAGGUGGCCAAGACAGUGUUUCAAUAUAAAGGAGCAUCUCGACCAACGCCCUGGCGUACAGGAUCUCCUCUUGUGACAUCAAUUGCGUCCCCAGGCUCCUACAAGUAUUAGGUACCUCCCCAGGGCUCAGCUCCAGCUAAACGGCAAGAUGGCAACGAAAGAACAACAACCACCACAACAGCCUCCAUUGACUAGCGACGUGCAUGAUGACACGAUUUCAGAGAAAGGGAGGGCAGUCGAGAAUGAGAAAAUUGAGACGGGGGUUCGUGAUUAUCCAGACGAUGCACCCAAAACAGACCCUGCGGAGAUAAGACUUGUGCGCAAAAUUGAUUGGCGGCUGAUGCCAACACUUUGUACCAUGUACUUCCUCAACUAUGUCGAUCGAAAUGCAAUUGCUCAAGCACGUCUCAAUGACCUGGAGGAUGACCUUGGAAUGACUGGUAUUGAAUUCAAUACUGCAGUCAGCAUUCUUUUUGUUGGCUAUGUGCUCAUGCAGAUACCUUCAAAUAUGCUGAUCACCCGUGUUCGACCAGGAAUCUAUAUGAGUGCUUGGAUGGUUGUCUGGGCAAUCGUUUCUGCAUGCACGGGUUUAGUACAGAACUAUGCGGGCCUCGUUGUCUGUCGAUUUUUUCUUGGAGUGACCGAGGCACCUUUUUACCCCGGAGCCACUUAUAUGUUGUCGAUAUUCUACACCCGCAAAGAACUUGCGACUCGAAUUGCUCUGUUGUACUGCGCACAGAUUCUAGCCACUGGAUUCUCUGGCCUGAUUGCUGCCGGUAUCUUCGCUGGUAUGGAUGAUCUGAGAGGCAUAGCUGGUUGGCGAUGGCUCUUCAUCGUAGAAGGCGCAAUCACCGGCGUCGUUGCGCUGCUUGGCUUUGCUUUUCUCCCAAAUACUCCCCUCACCACACAUUGGCUGACGCCCGAGGAAAGAGAACUUGCACAUGGGCGUAUGGAGCGUGAUAAGAUUGGCGAUUCGCAGGAUAAUGCCAGUGCAUUCGAGGGACUGAAACAGGCCUGUAGGGAUCGACGAACUUGGCUCUUCUGCCUGAUGCAGAACUUCCAUCUCAGCGCUUGUUCCUUCAAUUCCUUCUUUCCAACUGUCGUCAAGACGAUUGGGUUCAACAGAACCAUAACGCUUGUGUUGACUUGCCCGCCUUUCAUAUUCGCAGGUGCAGCAGGUAUUCUCACUGGCUGGAGCUCUGGACGCAUGCAGGAAAGGACAUGGCAUAUCACCAUCGGCUUACUUGUUGCUGUUGUCGGCUUCGUGAUCGCUGCUAGCACAUUGAACACUGCCGGCAGAUACAUAGCAUGCUUUAUAUUCCCAGUGGGAGCCUACUCUGUCAACUCCGUCAUCAUCGGGUGGGCGUCGUCCACACUCAGCCAAACGAAGGAGAAGAAAGCAGUUGUUCUCGCUAUGACCAACGUAGCGGGCCAAAUUGGUUACAUUUAUGGACCUUAUCUGUGGCCCUCAUCUGACGGACCCCGGUACGGUAUCGGGUUCGGUGCAUCUGCUGGAUUCGCCCUGCUAUCCAUUGUAUGUGCCUGGGUCAUAAGGGCGUGGCUCGUAAAGGAGAACCACAACAUUAGGAGAUCAACAUCCGAGCAUGUUAAUCUGUAUGUGUAUUAAGCUAUCGAUUGAU
Molecule: messenger RNA, 1745 nt
Organism: Aaosphaeria arxii CBS 175.79
Lineage: Eukaryota; Fungi; Ascomycota; Dothideomycetes; Pleosporales
Product: MFS general substrate transporter
Exons: 9
Coding region: 254-1732 (492 amino acids)
Biological process (GO): transmembrane transport
Cellular component (GO): membrane
Molecular function (GO): transmembrane transporter activity
Source: RefSeq, a predicted model, not a curated record